AUUCUAAACAUUACGUGGAGACAGGAGAGAUCAUGGCACCCACCGGCAACAACGUCUUUGCUCAGGCUUUCUAUACCCUACUAAUAUACUUUUUAAUUGACAGUGUAUAUUGUUCAAGUUAGUUAAUUGUUUUAUUUGAUUUUAUAUAGUUCUUUUGAAUUGUUAUCCACGCAUAUUUCACGCCGUUAUUAUAACUACGCUUCUGGAUAAACUUUCAAUAUUUUUUUUUUAAGUUUUAAAAAGUAGUUUAGUUAACUUUAACUUUUAAGUACUUUAACAGCUACUUUUGUUACCUUUACUUUAAUCUGAUAAAAUCAUAAUAAUAGAUAGUUCCACCUGAAAUUAACUAUACACAGCAGACAUUUAGCCUGUGUUUCACCUAAUACAUCUUUUGGUUGAUCUUUUAAGUCUUUUUACUCUUUAUUUAGAUACUUUGGUCAAAUAUUUAAACAUUUUGUAAAAAUAAACGAAUGGCAUAAUUGAAUAGAGCUAAUUUUUUACAGAAUUAUAACACCAAAAUCAUAUUUUUAGCUGUUGUAGUUUUAAAGUUAUGAAUUUUUAAAGUACGACUUGGUUUGUCCUUUUUUAACAUGGACUGCAUCUCCACAUUCUGUGACCUCAUUCCGCCGAUCGCGUCAUGCGCAAUGACUAUAUAGUUUAUAUAAGGCUAAGGCAUUCCCUUAUCACUAAAAUACUGUUUAGGGUCGACUUAUUUUAAACUUUCAACUUUGGCACAUGAAUAAUUAAUUAAAGCUUUCCCUGACCAAUGGUUUAAUAGUUUUUGCACACGGCAAACUCUUAUGAAUGAAACUCUGAGAUAGUACUACGAUAUAGCCGUUAUGAAAGUGGCUGUGAAUGGUUGCCAAUGACAACGUGUUGCACAGGGAAAAUUCUGAUCAUUUAUAAUAUGGACUCUACAGGGUUUUUAAAGCUCAAAUUAAAACAUUCCAGUUUAAAUGUCUUCAAAAUGCAUUCUGAAACACAAAAUAUAAAAUAUUUUGAUGUAUAUAGUGGUAAUAAUUAAAUGUUUCCUAAGUAUCGACAACUUCCGCCAUUAAAAAGGGGGUGUGGCCUACGCCAUGUCGAAAUUAGGCUGAGCCACCUUAUGGUGAUAUGGGUCACUGGGAGAAGCGUAACGAACAUGGGACAUCAAUGAAACUUGGCACAGAUAUAGAUCAUUAUCUAAAGCUUAUACAGAUUUAAUCAAAAAGGGCCUUAUCUUAUUAUUUCACAAAAAAAAUUUUAUGCGAAGAUGCCUUAUAUAUACCAAAGAUUUUAAAGAUAAAGGUCGAUUGAAAAAAGUAAAAUAGCUGGCUAGAAAUGUAGGCCAAGAUGUCUUCCAAAUUAUAAGGCCGGAAACAGAACUCAAAUAUAUGUUGAAAUAACUAAUUUAAUAAUAAAUAGACAUACACAUCGGUAAAUUAAAAACUCGGAUUUUUCGGCGCCGACGCCCAUUUCCGAUACACAAAAAGUAGUAGUUUCCCUUGUUUCAUCGAAGUAUCUACUUUAUUUGAAAUUUUUAAAUGGUGCUCAAUAAAUAAUGACAUCCAUAAUUUUAUGUGCGGUAGACUGUACGUAGGGUUUUCAUUAUUUUGAAUAUUGUAAAAUUAAAAAUCUAAUUUAUUCAAAGUUACGAUUUUCUCAUUACUAUUUUUAACUAAUGCAAGAACACAUUUUAGGCUUUGCGAUAAACCAUUUUUUCUCUGUGUUGGAUACUUCUUUUUUGUAAUGACAGCAGACCUUUAUAAAUAUGUAGUACCCAACACAGCUGAAUAAAUGGGGAGGGAAAAGGUAAGCGGUGUGUAACAGUAAUAAUUAAAAGAAUUGUUUUUAAACAAUAGUAAUAGAAUUAGCGGGAAUGACCAUGCUAUGAAAUAAUGAUUUUUGAAAAGCCACCUAUUAAAAAAAUAAAUUGCAUUAAUUUAUUAAUUUUUUUAAAAAGAGAGAAAAGUUAACUCUAUUAAAAUUCCGCGACUAAGGGGAUUUUACUUUCACCCAAUUUGUUAAAUAUUAUUCAGAAGAAAAGAAUUAGAAGUUUUAAAAAAUCAGGAUUUAGGUAAUAAUGCAAUAUUGACUUUAUUAUAUAUUUUUGUUAUUAUUGAAGUUGGACUUCCUUUCAAGUUUUAAACUUUUUAUUAAGACACUCAAGCAACAUAUAUUUUUAGGGGAUGUGUUUAAUAUACUUAUAAUUCUAUAAUUGUUGUAACUCAACUAUUUUAUUUUUAGAGUGAUGACAUAAUCUACCAUAUUCAUUAGGGAUCAUUAGUUGUGAAGAUUGUAUAUUUAUUUAAAGUCAACUCUUAUCAUAAAGUUUAAAAGUGCUAAUCUCACUCAUUUCAUCUUUACUGAAUGAUAUUAGUUUCUAAAAUUAAUGAAAUUCCACUUGAUCAAUCAAAUAAAAAAAGGCAAUAAAAGCUGUUUACUAAAUUGAGCUUUCAUGCCACUGGAAUAUCAUUUAGCUAUUGUGGAUAAAACACAAAAAGGGGACAAAUCUCACAUUGGUAGAUGGAGGGACAUUACACUAUCUAAGAGUAUUACAUUGCUUGUUUGGAACAAGGAUUAUAAAUAUAACAUUUUAAUUUCACAACAAAAUUCACAUUUUAAAAAAACAACUUUUUAUUAUGUUAUUCUCUGCUCAUGUGUAAGGAGCAAAAAUAAACAUUAAAAUAAAAUUGUUGGAAUUAAACGUUUACCUUAAAGUCAUAAUUAAUUACCAGCCCUUUUAAGAUUAACUUUAAAAAAUGUUGCGUUUUUUCCUAAUAUUACUUCCUUUUUUAUUUUAUUGAUCCAGGUUUUGUCUUGCUUAGUGAUAGCAAACUAAUCAUUUAAAUACAACAACAGAACCUUUUAAAGAAAUUUCUUGUAUUCAUCAGGUUUUUAUUUCCCCCCACACAUUCUUCCUUUUCUUUGAAUAAGUAGUUAACUAAAUGAGAUAAACAGGUGAUUUGCAUUUAAAUUUUGUCCUCAGCAGAAUUUGAUUAUGACUUUGUCACAUGUGGAUCUGCCUUGAAGAUAAUGAACACAGCGAACAAUGCAAGGCUGCAUUCUCACGAUGUCAAAUAUGGAUCAGGAAGUGGUCAGCAGGUUUGUUGACAUUGUUAUUGUUAACAAUUUACCACUUUUGUCUAACCUAGUAAAAAUUUUAAGUUAGAUUCAUAGUUGUUUAAUUAUAUGAUUUUCUAUCACUUUCUUCAUGUAUUUCAAUAGAUUUGAUAUCAAUAUUUUCCAAAGUGUUAUCAUCUAAUCUUACCAGUAAACUUUGCUUGUGUACGGAAUGACUAGCUGAACUCCUAACUCCUGUUACUUAGUGAUUCAAGAAAUUAAAACAUUCAGUUUCUUUUAAAUGCAGAAUUAUGUGCUUGCAAGAUUAGCAAUUCAUUCUAGAAAAUUUGUUUUUUGGGGGAAUUAGCUUGCUACAUGCCCUAGAGAAAUAUUACAAUAGGCAGGAGUAGAUCAAGGAAUAAAAUAUGAAUUAAAAGUGAUGAAGUAUAGGUGCUGAUACUUGUUAAAAAAAAUAAGGAAAUACAAAUCUGUAAAAAUGUAUAUCACUUAAAUAUAGAUUGGGAUCAACAAGGAAUUCUGCUUUUUUUUAAUCAGUCAGUUACAGGAGUUGAUUCCUCUGAUGACCACAACAGUUACUGGCAGGUGAAUGCCAAAACCGGAGCCAUUUGUACAAGAGGGUGAGAUUUUUACUAGUAAUUUUAAUUUUUUAUUUUAUAUUCUGUAUUUUUAUUUUGGUCACUAUUGACAUGUUUCCUUUUUUUUUUUUGUGAAAUUCUGUAGAUGUUGAACAGGAAAUAGGUCAUAUGCCUGUCUUGAAACUUUUGCCUUGAUCAUUUUCUGUUCAUAGAUGACUCCCGCCUUUUCUUUUCUGUCUGAAUGGUCCUGAUUUACUUUCAUUUCUCUGCCAACUAAAGUAUUCCUUGUGGAUUUAACGCUGGUAUUUACAGCACGCAUCUUUCAUUUCUCUGUUGGCUGAAGUAUUCCUUGUGGAUUUACUACUGGUAUUUACAGCACUCAUCUUUCAUUUCUCUGUCACCGGAAGUAUUCCUUGUGGAUUUACUACUGGUAUUUACAGCAUGCAUCUUUCAUUAAAUCUUUCUAUUGAUGAUUUGAUCCAGGAAUCCCAUCAAAUGUGGACAGACUGUCAGACUGACCCAUGUGGCCACAAAAAGGAAUCUUCACUCCCAUCACUUUCAGUCGCCUCUGUCUAGGAACUUGGAAGUCAGUGCAUUUGGGGAGAAUGGAGAUGGAGAUGAAGGUAGGGUUAUUUGAAUAACUGUUAAAAGAAAAACAAGUUUUACUUAUCACCUCAGUAGGCCCCUGUACAUAUCACCUAUGUAGGCUCCAGUACAUAUCAUCUUGGUAGACUGCUGCACAUAUCAUUUUAGUAGGUCCUUUUACACAUCACAUGUGUGAGAAAAUAAGACACGGCUAAAAUUAUGGACAUUUAGAGUCCCUUUAAAUAAUUUUAAAAUGUGUUCUUUUGUUUGAGUUUAGCUCUGUCCUUGUAUUACUGUAAUGAACAUUGUAGGAAUGAACUGAACAUGCUAGGUUGUACUGAUUAGUGAUAUUCUGUAUAUGCAAUUAGUAGUUGAUGAAAUAAAUUAAUAUAAUGCUUUGCAAUGUCUACUUGAUUUUAAGGUGAAUUUAACAAAUGAAUUUGUUUAGUCGUUACAUUAUUUAAAAUCUUUGACUACCUACUCGAUAAUUUUAAAAUGUAUAUUCAUUCAAUCUUUUUGCAUACUUUGUGCAUACUCCUGGGUUAAUUAUCACAGGCUAAACAAAUCUGAACUGUUUGUAGUCAGUUGUCCUAGAAAUUUAGCCAAUUCCAAGUUUCAAUAGUAAAAACAAAACUUUGAACAGUUCUAAAUGAGAAACAAAACAUGUUGCCAUCAAAAAUUGCUUAUGGUUCAUUUGAAUUUAGCACUUCCAUUAUACAACUGAAAAAAAUAAAUUUAAAAAAUUAUUUUCAUGUUUUCCAGGGGACAAUUGGGUGGUCAUUUGUAGCAGCAAAUAUUGGAGCAGAAAUGACAAAAUUCGAUUCAAGCAUGUGACUACAGAACAGUGAGUUGUUUCAUAGUAUUUACAAAUAUUUAUUUUUUUAUUUCCUGCUUCAAGCAUUCCAUAAUUUUUUUUAAAUGCUUCUGAUAUUUAACUGUAGGAAAAAUAAAUAAGUUUAAAAUAUUUAAAAUAAAACUCCUUAAAUUAUCUCUGCCUCUUAUCUUCAGAGCUGGAGAGAAAUUUGUUGACCAAUAUGUAUUAAAACCCUUCUUUUUUGUUUGAUUUAUUAAAUAUUUAAUUUUACUUUUAUAUAAAACAUUACAUAAAUCUUAGCUUUAUGUCCGAGGUUUGAUGACAUGAGUUUUUGAGAAAUUAUAAAAUGUGGAGUAAAUUUUAAAUACACCAUAUAAAAUUUCAUCAAUCACAAUCUGAUGCCACAUGCUAUUAAUUUGUCUUUAUUUCCAUUACCGGUAGUAUGACAACAUAGCACAUUCCAUGUAAAUAGUUAUUUUGAAUUUCUUUUGAAAAAAUUCUUGGACUUUUUGGAAAAGUCAUCCAUUAUUAUUACCAUUGGCGCUACAUCCCAUGUAGGGCCCUGGUCUGCUACAUCACAUCCUUCCAUUCAGGUGGAUCCAUGGCUUUCUGCGGCCAGCUGAGUAGACUCCAGCCUGAUGUAAGUCCUUCUCUACAUCAUCAGUCCGUCUUGGUCAGCCGCCUGCCCCUAGGUUUUUGCCUGUAGAUCACUUUUGAUGCUCUAUAGUACAACCUGAUUGUCUAUAACUGGACCAAAUAUUUUCCUGAGAAUUUUUCUUUCCCAUGUAUUGAGCAGGUUCUCUGCUUUUCCGGUAAAGGACCAGGUCUCACAAACAUAAAUUACAACUGGUCUUAUGAUAGUGGUGUAUAUUGCUUUCUUUGUUCUUCUUGUGAGGUUUUUGCUUCCUAGUAGCUUAGGUAGGCUGAAACAAGAAUGGUGGCCUGCUGUUAUCAUUUCUUUCACCUCCGAGAUCAUUUCAUUGUGCUCAUUUAUAGUAGUUCCUAGAUAUUUGAAAGUAAUCGCUCUCUCAAAGGUGUGGUAUUCGUGUUUCUUGACAUUACCAUAUAUUUUGUCUUCACUUCAUUUACCUCAAGACCAUUUUAAAUGAGGUAUCAUCAUGUUUCUUGAAUGCUUUAAAUAUUUCAUUGCUGUUUCUGUCCAGUAGUGCUAUGUCAUCCACAUGUGACAGGUACUGAAUAGUUAGAUAAAUGUAGUUCUGUAAUGCUCCUCUAGAAGUAGCUUUUGACAGUUGUGUGCUCAAAUGUAUUGUUCUUAUAACUUUUUCUAAUGUGAUGUUGAGCAGGAUACAGGAUACAUGAUAGUAAGCAUCCUUGUCUGAGGCCCUGAAUAAUCAGGAGCUUGAGUACAACCCCUGUUCUUCGAUUCUACUUUUAGAGUCACCCACAAUCUCUUUAUAUUGUGUAACAGCUUUCCCUCUCCAAGACUUCAGAACAAUCAGAAUAAAAAUUCUGAAGCAUCUUAUUUAGAGCAUAACAGACACAGACACAUGUAGUAAAAAAAAAAUAUUGCAAGUUGAUGGUGAUGUAGUCAUGUUAAAAUUCCAUUUUUUAUCAAGCUCAACAUUAUUAUAAAACAAAAAUUAUGGCUGUUGAUUCUUGUGUAAACUUGGUUUUUUUUUACAUUAAAAACUUAAUGUUAAUUUUAAACCCUUCCUUCACAUGUCUUGAGACACUAUAGAAGAUAAUUCAGUGUUACCUUUUAAAUCCUCAGCUACCUGAGCAUGUCUGGAGACACCUUUGGCUGCAUCAAUUACUAAUUCUGUGUUACCUUUACAUCCUUAGCUACCUGAGCAUGCCAGGAGACACCUUUGGCUGCACCAAUGACUAAGUCUGUGAUACCUUUUAAAUCCUCAGCUACCUGAGCAUGUCUGGAGACACCUAUGGCUGCACCAAUGACUAAAUCUGUGUUACCAUUAAAUCCUUUGCUACCUGAGCAUGCCUGGAGACACCUAUGGCAGCACCAAUUACUAAUUCUGUGUUACCUUUUAAUCCUCAGCUACCUGCAUAUGUCAGGAGACACUUAUGGCCGCCCCAUUCAUGGGCAGAGAGAGGUUAGCGCUUUUCCCAAUGUGCAUGAUCUGAACUAUUGGCAGGCGGCCGAAGGUAUCUACAUUAAACCAACAGAGGCUAAAUCUCGAAUAUCUGCAAGAGAUGAGGAUGAUGAAGAUGAGGAAGAGGAUGAUGAUGAUUCUGGUAAUAGAAAUAGACGAGAGAAUGAUAUACCUCAUGAUGAGUUUUAAAUAGUCCCGUUAUUUUUUUAACAUGUUGUCACAUUUUAAGAUGUCAGUGUUUUAUUUCUUUUUCACAAUUGUCAUUAUGUUUCAAUUGAAAUUUUAAAAUAAUUUGAAGUACUUGAAUGGGCUGAAGAUUUUGAAAAUAUGUUAAAAUUUGUAUUUUUAAAUAUAUGUUUUUUAGGGGAAAGUGGGGUGGUGGAUGUAAAGUUCUCAGAAUUAUUUAUAUUAAUUAAUUAGAAAUGACGAAUGUUAGAUGUUGUCUAGUAAGAUUUCCUAAAUGAAUGUUAAUUGGUUUUAAUUUUGUAACUUAUUUCUCCAAUUGGGUUUUUAAGUUAUUUUACAUAUGAAUCAGCUAUUUAUAUCAACAUACUGCUUCUAUUUUAACCUUCUUUUUUUUCGUGAAAGAAUUUUUUUUUUUUUAAAUUAACAUUCCAAAGGGAAAUAUCUAAGAACUUAGUCGACUUAAUCUUGUGUUAAUGUUGUUUAGCACAGUACAUACUAAAAAAAAUGUUUCCUUCAUUUGUCACAAAAGAUCAUGUAAAUAGAUUAUUAUCCAUCCUCAUUAAAUUUAUUACUUUAAAACAAGGUCAAAAUGGGAGUAGGCUGUUGAUACCUUUUGUUUACCAUUGAAAUAAUCUUGGUUUUUUUUUAUUCAAAGGGGAAUUAAUACCUGUUCAUCUUUCAUGGCAUAUCUUUAGUUAGGGCCAAACUUUGUUAGUUUUAUUUGUGUGUGUAACUGACUUCCUUGGAAAUUUUAAAUACACAGAUCCUAAAUUUAAUUGAUUUUUUGUUCUUUGAUUUUCCGUUUUUUUUUUUUUUUAAACCUGUUGCACCAGCUUUGUUUACUUUUGAAGUUUGAUAUUUAAAGCUUAUAGCAAGGUGUGCUUCAGUUCAAGCUUAUAUAUAGCAAAGUGUGCAUCAGUUCAAGCUUAUAGCAAGAUGUGCAUCAGUUCAGGCUUCUAGCAAGGUGUGCAUCAGUUAAAGCUCAUAGCAAGGUGUGCAUGGAUUUUCUUAUUGUUGUCAUUAUGAACAAGAUGAAAAUAAUAUAUUUAUAUUAUAUCAACAAAAUUCUUUUGGUGUUUUCAUGUUCACCACUCAAGUUUCCAUAUUUAUGUUCACAUCAUUUCUGAUGUUUUUUGUUUAAACUCUUUUUCCAUUUGGUGGAUCAAAUGACAUUAUUAAUAGAAUGAUGGAUGAGUUGUGCUGAUUUAAACUGAUCAUCUCAUGUUUGUCCUCAAAGUUUUAAACAGGGGGCCGUUUUACUAUUAAGGACUGGACUACACUGCACAUAUCUUAUUUGUAGUGGAAAAUACAAAUAUGGAAAAAACUUUUUUAAUGAAGAACAAUUUUUAAUAAACAUAAUUAUAAUAGUAUUUCAAUAAAAUAUAUGGUUCAGCUAUUGGCUUAUUAGAAUAGAGGAUCAAUGUCCAGUUCCAAGUUUCUGACUGCUACCCGGUACCUGUACAAUGGCCAGGUUAAGUUAACCUGGUAGCCAGAUCCGGACCGCGGGCUGGAAUUUGAGGACCCCUUUAUAAAUAGAAUAAUAGAUCAGUUGUGUUGAUGUAAAGUGAUCAUUUAAUGUUUGUUCCUCAACUGGGACAAAAAGCAAAAGUGGAACAAGAUAUUUCCAAGCUCCAGUUUCUCUUAUUGCUUCAAGAUCCUCUGAUUUUCCCAGUUUCUCUGACUGCUUCCAGUUCCUCUGAUUUUCCCAGUUUCUCUCCCUGCUCCCAAUGUCUCUGACCUUUUCCAGCUUCUUUGACUGCUCCAAAGCUUGCUGAGGGCUCCCAGCUUCUCUGAAUUCUCCCAGUUCUUUUUACUCUUCCCAAUUUCUCUAACGUUUCAAGUUUCAUACUUUACUUCUCUAUGUCUGUAGUCUGGUAUCAUGUCCUGAACUAGCCAGGCCACCAUCAGGUAUCAUGUCCUGAACUAACCUGGCCAUCAUCAGCUAUCAUGUCCUGUACUAACCUGGCCACCCUCAGGUAUCAUGUCCUGACUUAGCCUGGCUGCCCUCAUUUCCUCUUGCUUUUGGAGGGUGGUUCGCUGGUCCAGAAAUACUAAAUCCAGAUGUUGCAGAACAUGGUACCAAUCAAUCCUCAUCUAUUCUUUAUUCCUCAACAUGUCUUUGUUUUGUGGACCGUAUAAUUAAAACUGUUGUAUUCUUCAUGCAAUGAGAAAAAACAAUGUUAUAUGAUUAAUUCAUAACAUUGUUUACACAGGGAUAUAACAAUAAAUUACUACUUUGUGCUUUAUAUGAACAUCUCAGCUUAAAUAAAGUUUUAUAAAUAUCAAAACCUUUUGAUUGUGAGUUGCUCUUGUUGUUUUUUCUUAAUUUGUGACUAAUGUUAUAACUUCAUUUAUUUAAUUUUUUUAUAUAUGGUACAUGCAAAUCCAUCUCUUCAGGUUUUUUUUACUUUAAUAUUCACCACUGGCUGUCAUUUAAUACAGCUUCUAGCAUCUUCUUAGAUUUUGUUAGUGAUUCAGUUUACAUUGACGUAGUUUAAUGUUGGAACUGUGAAUGUUAUGGGAUUUGAGUACCUGAAGAUUCAUUAGUUAUGUGCCAAGAAUCAUUCUACCGAAAGCCUCUUAGUAAAAAUAUGUAGAUAUUUGUAACUAAAUAACUUGUAGAUAUUUGUAACUAAAUGCUUGGUUUAGCCAUCUGUAUGUUAUUUUGUAUGAGAAAUAUUGAAUUGACCUCACCAAAUUUUUUGGUUGGCUUUGUUGCUGUUGUGUUAAAUAGAGAACGUUAAUGCCUAAUUUUAUGUGUACAUGUAAUUGGCAUUUUUUUAAAACAACUUUUUAAUAAUUAUUUUCCUGACCUUAAAAUACCUUCUGGAUGUUUUUUUGAGAUUUUAUUUGGUUUCAAUUUAAGCUUUGGCUUGAUUUUUAUAAUAUAUUAACACCUCCUGUAUUUUGUAAAACUCAAAGGAUUAGUUGACAAGAGUAAACAUGUAGGAGAAGAGACAGUCUUAAACAAACAAGAUGAUAACAAAUUAAUUUUUUUUAAACACCUACAAAAACAAAGGGUAAUAAAUGAAGGAAUGGGUUCAAGCUGUGCGAAGGAGAUAGAAGAAAAGAGUAUGUGGAAGCAUGAAUUGAAAGAUAUGACAAUUACAGAACAUUUCGGCAAAUGAAGAAAUGACAAGAAUUAGAAAGUAUUUAAAAAACUCUAGUGCUCUCCAAUAUUCAUGUUAUUAUCAGAAGUAACAUUUCUUCAUUCGUCCUGUCUGCUGAAGAUGGCUGUUAGCCAAAACAUUCUUCUUUUACUGUCCCCUCUCUCUAUUUCAAACAUCCACACACCUUGUUCUUCAAUUAUUUUUUUAAAAACAAACUUUUUUCCAUUUCCUCAACCCUAUCGGAGGGAAAACUAAAUAAAAACUAUUUUACUCAUCAAAUAUAGGCUUCCUUACAAAUCAACCACAUGUUGAACAUGUGCAACACCACAAAAUAAAUUAGGCCAUUUGAUCACUGCUUUAGUUAUAAUUGUGUCAUUGUGGGCUUAAUUUUUUUAAGUAAAACAUUGCAGAUACGUUUUAAAUUAUAAGACAAAAUACAAAUUUAGACCUUUCAGAUAAUGCUAAAAAAUAUUAUGUGAUCCACCGGGUACUGGAAUUUCAAUUAAAUGUUGACCUACUCUAUGUGUUUGCUAUUAAAUAAGUGAAAUGACAAAGGGAGGGAACUCAAAUCUAUUAUUUUAGCAUUUUUUUUUUUUUAAAUAAUGAUUUGUAUUUACAGUAAUUCUGUAAUGAUUGAUAUUGAUUUUUAAAAGGUAAAUUUGCUUAUUCUAAUCAUAGUCAUAGAUUCCAACUUUCUCUGUUGUAACAAUGUUUACAAAAAACAAGGGACUUGCUCAGUAUUUAUUAUCAUGAUCUUAUCCAACAGACUUUAUAACGAAAUUAAGAAAUAUUUGUCUCUUCUAAUUCCCAACUAAAAAUUCUUUGACAUAUAUGUUAUUUUUUUAGACUGACCAUAGUCCUAGUUUCCAUUGUGUCUUUAUGUUUAACCUGAAUAGCCUGUUAAGAUACAUAUUGUUUUAAUUUUGUGAAUAAAUAUAAUACAAAAUUGAAUUAAAAUAAUGGUCUUUUACAGUUGUCUUUGCAAAUGGUUCACUAAUUAAGUUAAUGAAUUCUUCAAUAAAAUAUUCCAUACAG
Molecule: messenger RNA, 11440 nt
Organism: Lymnaea stagnalis (great pond snail)
Lineage: Eukaryota; Metazoa; Mollusca; Gastropoda; Lymnaeidae
Source: the annotation of a GenBank genome assembly